AUGUCUGCUUCUCAACCGAUCGCCAUCCUGUCGGUAUACGACAAGACCGGUCUGCUCGAUCUCGCCAAGGGCCUCCAUGCCCUCGGCGUGCGUCUGCUUGGAUCCGGAGGUACCGCCAAGCUUGUCCGCGAGGCGGGCUUGCCCAUCGGCGAUGUUUCCGACAUCACGAAGGCGCCCGAGAUGCUAGGCGGUCGCGUCAAGACGCUGCACCCUGCUGUCCACGGCGGCAUCCUUGCUCAGACCGGCAAGCCCUCCGACGUUGAGGACCUCAAGGCGCAGAGUAUCGAGCCGAUCGACGUAGUUGUCUGCAAUCUUUACCCCUUCGAGGAGACCAUUGCCAAGGAGCCAAAGCCCACAAUCGCUCAGGCCACCGAAGAGGUCGACAUUGGCGGCGUCACCCUUCUCCGUGCUGCUGCAAAGAACCACGAGCGCGUCUGGGUGCUCUCGGAUCCCAAGGACUACAGUAAGUUCCUCGACAAUUAUGCCUCAAAGGAUGCUGAGGCCGCCAAGGCCAACCGCAACCUGCUUGCUGUCAAGGCUUUCUCUCAGACUGCUCGCUACGACGAGGCCAUUAGCAACUACUACCGCCAGCAGUACGCCAGUCUCGCAUCCAAGUCGAUCGAUGUCGUCCAGCAGCUUCCUCUCCGAUACGGUGCAAACCCUCACCAAAAGCCAGCGCAGGCCUUCGUCACUGCCGGCGAAAUGCCCGUAAAGGCCCUGUGCGGCUCUCCAGGCUACAUCAACUUCCUCGACUCGCUCAAUGCUUGGGCUCUUGUCCGUGAGCUCGCCGAGGCUACCGGGUUGCCUGCUGCUGCCAGCUUCAAGCACGUCUCGCCCGCGGGUGCCGCCGUUGGUGUUCCGCUGUCUGACGUCGAAGCCAAGGCUUUCUUUGUCGAUGACCUCGGCCAGCUCUCAGGUCUUGCCACCGCAUACGCACGUGCUCGUGGUGCUGAUCGCAUGUCGUCGUUCGGCGACUUUAUCGGCCUCUCGCACCCCGUCGACGUGCAGACUGCCAAGAUCAUCUCGCGCGAGGUGAGCGACGGUGUUAUUGCACCCUCCUAUGAGCCCGAAGCGCUCGAGAUUCUCUCCAAGAAGAAGGGAGGCAAAUACUGUGUGCUCGAGAUCGACCCCCAGUUCCAGCCCUCGGACAUCGAGACCCGCACCGUCUACGGCGUCCAGCUGCAACAACGCCGCAACGACGUCAAGAUCACCAAGGACCUCUUCACCAACAUUGUCUCCGAGAACAAGAACGUUCCCGAGGGCACACAGCUCGACUUGAUGGUUGCCACGCUCGCACUCAAGUACACACAGAGCAACUCGGUGUGCUACGCCAAGAAUGGCCAGGUCAUCGGUCUUGGAGCUGGCCAGCAGUCGCGUAUUCACUGCACAAGGUUGGCAGGAAGCAAGACCGACAACUUUUGGCUGCGUCAGCAUCCGCGCGUGCUCAGCUUGCCGUUCAAGAAGGGCACCAAGCGUCCCGAAAAGUCGAACGCUAUCGAUCUGUUCGUCGAGGGCACUGAGAAUCUGUCAUCUGAGGAAAAGGCUGAGUGGGAGGCCGUCUUUGAGCAGGUUCCUGCUGCGCUCAGCGCGGAAGAGCGAAAGGAGCAUGCUGACAAGCUGACCGGCGUUGUCUGCGCCAGCGAUGCCUUCUUCCCUUUCCCCGACAACGUUCACCGGGCCAAGAGGAGUGGAACCAGCUUCAUCGUCGCCCCAGGCGGAUCCGUCAUGGACGACGCAUGCGUCGCUACUGCGAACAAGUACGACAUGGUAGUGGUAAGGACGAACCUGCGUCUCUUCCACCAUUAA
Molecule: messenger RNA, 1806 nt
Organism: Mycosarcoma maydis (corn smut)
Lineage: Eukaryota; Fungi; Basidiomycota; Ustilaginomycetes; Ustilaginales
Product: putative bifunctional phosphoribosylaminoimidazolecarboxamide formyltransferase/IMP cyclohydrolase ADE17
Exons: 1
Coding region: 1-1806 (601 amino acids)
Biological process (GO): 'de novo' IMP biosynthetic process
Cellular component (GO): cytosol
Molecular function (GO): phosphoribosylaminoimidazolecarboxamide formyltransferase activity; IMP cyclohydrolase activity
Source: RefSeq, a predicted model, not a curated record